This is a messenger RNA of Electrophorus electricus (electric eel), 3736 nucleotides long. Its product is annotated as U2 snRNP-associated SURP motif-containing protein. Gene Ontology annotation, cellular component: nucleus. Gene Ontology annotation, biological process: RNA processing. Gene Ontology annotation, molecular function: RNA binding. The record is from RefSeq and is a predicted model, not a curated record. NCBI's taxonomy places the organism in Eukaryota, Metazoa, Chordata, Actinopteri, Gymnotiformes, Gymnotidae.
UCCCAGUUUCUGCUCGUUUCUAGUGGCGUAUUUGCGGACGACCUUACGCAGAACGUAACUUGAGCUUGCGGGGGAGCUAGGUAACGACUUGGGUAGCUACCUGGCUAAGCUAGCUAAGAUAGCUAGCCCGUCGGCUAACUCCCAACCGUCGGGUGUCGGUUGCUAGCUGAACUCGUCCAGCCUCACGUACGAGCAGCACCAGAAGGUUUAGAUAGUUAUUGACCCCGGCUUCCUCUUCGGAUUUGAGCCAUUCGUGACAAUUGAACGUUUUACCGACUUUCGUCAGUAUGGCAGACAAAAAAGGGAAGUCUACAGGAGUGAAGAGGGUACUGACAAAGAAGGAGCAGGAGGAGAUCAAGAAAAAGGAGGAAGAGAAGGCUGCUGAAGUUUUUGAGGAGUUCCUGGCAUCUUUUGAUGGCAGUGAAAAGGGCAACGUAAAGACAUUUGUACGAGGGGGCAUUGUGAACGCCACUAAAGAAGAGGAGGCUGCUGAGGUGAAAAAGAGUAAACUCUACAGACCUGCGACAAAAUUCACCCCCCUGCCUCCAAAUGCGUUGCCGGUGCAGUCUGCAGAGCUUCGGAAAAAUGUUGUUAAAAAGAAAACGGAAGAGAAGAAAAAGAGUAACCUGGAACUCUUCAAAGAAGAACUGAAACAAAUCCAGGAGGAGAGAGAGGAGCGCUAUAAGCGCAAGAAGAAUGACCCAGGAGGGGUGUACCCGGACCUGGACCUGCCGAUGACGCGGCGGUCAAUAUUCGAUGACGACCCCACAGUGCCAACUACCACUAACCUCUACAUUGGCUGCAUCAACCCUAAGAUGACGGAGGAGAUGCUGUGUAAGGAGUUUGGCAAGUACGGCCCUCUGGCUAGCGUGAAGAUCAUGUGGCCGCGAACAGAGGAGGAGCGCACGAGGGUGACCAACCGCGGCUUCGUGGCCUUUAUGACGCGUAAGGACGCGGAGAGGGCCCUGGCCGCGCUGGAUGGUAAAACAGUGAUGGGUUUCGAGAUGAAGCUGGGCUGGGGGAAGGCGGUGCGCAUCCCGCCCCAGCCCCUCUACACGCCCGUCGGGGUGCUGAAGACCACCGCGCCCCCACCCCCGUCUGGCCUCCCAUUCAACGCCCAGCCACGCGACCGCUUCCGCAACGACUUCACCAAGCCACGCAGCCGAUCGCAAGAGGACUUCUACAAGACUCUGUACGACGCCGUAGUGACAGUGGUUAUCCCGUCAGAAAGGAGUCUGCUGUGCCUGAUCCACAGGAUGAUCGAGUUUGUGGUGAGGGAGGGGCCCAUGUUUGAGGCCAUAAUCAUGAGCCGGGAGAAGAACAAUCCGGACUUCAGGUUUCUGUUUGAUAAUAAGAGUCAGGAGCAUGUGUAUUACAGAUGGAAGCUCUACUCCAUACUCCAGGGCGAGAGUCCGAGCGAGUGGAAGACGUCUCCCUUCCGAAUGUUCCGGUGUGGCUCUUUAUGGAAACCCCCUGUCCUCAAUCCAUAUCUCCAUGGCGACGAGGAGCAAGAGGAUGGCUCCUCCCCUUCCCAGGAGGAGGAGCUGAAAAAAGGACAGCUGAAGACAGAGCACAGGGAACAGCUGGAGGCCUUACUGAGGGGUUUAACCCCUCGGAGGGUGGAGGUCGGUGAUGCCAUGCUCUUCUGUCUGGAGAGAGCGGAGGCUGCAGAGGAAGUGGUCACCUGCAUCGCGGAGUCCCUCUCCAUACUGCACACACCGUUACAGAAGAAGGUUGCAAGGCUGUAUCUGGUUUCAGACAUCUUGUACAACUCCUGUGCCAAAGUUGCUAACGCAUCCUACUACCGCAAAUACUUCGAGCCCAGGCUGCCUCAGAUCUUCAGUGAUGUCGGCGAGGCCUAUCGGAACAUCCAGGCCAGGCUGCAAGCCGAGCAGUUCAAGCAAAGGAUCAUGGCCUGCUUCCGUGCCUGGGAGGACUGGGCCAUUUACCCAGAAUCCUUUCUGAUCCAGCUACAGAACAUCUUCCUGGGUCUAAUCAAACCAGGAGAGGAAGUGAUCGAAAAUAAAGAGGCCUCUUCACCAGGCUUGGAUGGGGCUCCAUUAGAUGGCACUCCUCUAGAUGGGAUGGAGAUAGAUGGGACGCCUCUGGAUGACCUGGAUGGCUCACCCAUGCCCUGGGAUCCAUCCUCCAUCGACGGGGUUCCCGUGGACGACAUCGACGGGGUUCCCCUUGGCCCCCAGGUGGACGACAUCGACGGAGUGCCGUUGGAUGAGGGCUUGGACAAAACAUUACCCAGUGUGGCGCUGUCCAAAUGGGAAAGAGUGGAUGAUGUUGAGCCUUCAGCCAAGACGGACUCGGAAGAUGAGAGGAGUGAUGGGGACGGCAAGGAGAAUGAGGCGGACUCGGAUGACGAUAGCAGCAGCGACGACGCCAGCAGCCCCAGCAGGUACGAGGGGGCGGAGUUUAAGAGCAGUCUGCGGAACUUCGAGAUGUCCGAGAACAAAAGGACACGCCUCCGAGAGCUAGAGGUGAAGGUGAUGAAGUUUCAGGAUGAGCUGGAAUCUGGGAAAAGGCAGAGGAAAUCCAGUAUGAGCCUACAGCAGCAGAUUCAGCACUACAGAAACAAGUUACUCCAGAAGGAGUUCGAUAAAGAUGAUGAAGAGAAGAAGGACAGGUCGACAAGCAAGCAGAAAGACCAUCUUAAAAAAGAUGAGCGUAGAGACAGAGGAGAGGACAGAAGUAAAGGAAGAGAGCGGGAGAAAGACAGGGAGAGGGAGAAAGAGAGGGAUAGAGAGAGGAGCAAAAAGAACGACGAGCAAGAGAAGAGCAGGGGAAGGAGCAGAGACGAGGAGGAGAGGAGAGAGAGGACCAGAUCUCGAUCACCGCGGAAGUCAAAGCGCUCGCGAUCUCCGUCGCCACAGCGCAAGUCCCGGAGGUCAUCAUCCAGAUCGCCCCACCGCUCUCACAAGAAAGCGAAGAAGAGCAAACACUGAACUCUGACCUUUUGACCUCUGUGACCUUUAUUCCUGUUUCUGAAGCAGCUGAGUGGACAGCACCCACAAACUGCUGUUUUUUCUCUCUCCAACACCCCCCCCCCCCCCCCCCCCCCCACACACACACACAUAGAUGCUUUUCUCCCAGUGAUUCAGUACUGGACUUGGCCAACAACUGCUGUCUGUUUAUUUCCUGUGACUGCUCAACUCUCAAACAAAUUCUCCAGCUACAUUUUUGUAAAAUGAAGUUCGAGCAUUUAUUUGUACAGUUCUCUUAAUUUAGUUUUGUUUUUAAAAGUCCCUCUUUGAAGAAAUCUACUCUAGGAUUGGUUCCCCCCCCCCCCCCCCCAACAAAAAAAAAAACAACCUUUACAAUAAACAGCUCUUGGCAGUAACUGGUGGGGAGGGUAUGAUUUGUGUUAUUCGGCCAGGAAUCUGAUCUGGCUAAAGAAAAACUGAACUUGGGCACACUAUCUUAAAAAAAUAAUGAGUCAGCAUGCAAACAACAAACGGGUCAUACAACAGCAGCCUGAAGCUGUGGAGGGCAGGGAGCGCCUCUCAUGUUACUGCACAGUCCAACGUCUCCCUUCAGUAGCAGACUGUUGAGCUGAAACAGUCUGAGCAGGAAAUGGCCUAAAACGGGCUGUGACCCUGCUGAGUCUGAUAUCCCUCCACCAGUCCCGCAUUUGUCAAGUGUCCUGAUUUUUUUUGGCAACGGGGAAAGGGCUGAUUUCUGAAAAUUAUAAAUCAAUACCUGACAAUUUCUCAUCUUGUAAAUCCAA